This is a messenger RNA of Cuscuta epithymum, 395 nucleotides long. The record is from the annotation of a GenBank genome assembly. NCBI's taxonomy places the organism in Eukaryota, Viridiplantae, Streptophyta, Magnoliopsida, Solanales, Convolvulaceae.
AGCACAUCUGGGAACAAUGCUGGAAAUUCUUUUCGGAUGACAUACUAUAUAGGCAACGUCGUUUGAUGCAAUAUCAAGGAAAAACUUUUAUUUGGAAGACAUUAUCAGCUGCAUUGCGUAGCAAAGGUGAGAUUGUUCUUAAUGUCGCAUCCAGUGGAAUAGCCUCUCUUCUUUUGCCAGGAGGGAGAACAGCUCAUUCCAGAUUUGCAAUACCUAUAAACAUCAACGAGGAUUCAACUUGCAAUAUAAAACAAGGAAGUCAAUUGGCAGGGCUCAUCCGAGCUUGCAAACUUAUUAUCUGGGAUGAGGCUCCAAUGGUUCAUAAGCAUUGUUUUGAAGCGCUUGAUAAAAGCAUGCGGGAUAUAUUGCAUUUAACCAACCCAGUGAGUUAUACA